Alternaria postmessia is the source of this 1149-nucleotide messenger RNA. RefSeq lists its product as uncharacterized. The record is from RefSeq and is a predicted model, not a curated record. Bases 1 to 1149 code for a protein of 382 amino acids. Gene Ontology annotation, molecular function: zinc ion binding. The transcript is spliced from 4 exons. Lineage: Eukaryota; Fungi; Ascomycota; Dothideomycetes; Pleosporales; Pleosporaceae.
AUGUUAAGAGAUCCCUGGGACGCGCAAUCGUUUGGUGCCGGUAUACCCGCUUCCUUCGCCGUCAUCGCACGCUGUUCCCCGCAACAGGUCGAGGUCGAGCCACAUCGCAUUCCCCAAUCCCCCACACAUCAACCGAACCACGUCCGAAUCUUCAAGUUACGAAGAGAUCGAGAAAGCGCGAUGCCUGCGGUAUCUAGUCACGGAUUCGUGCGCACGCUUGAAGCGCGAGAAUGGAGGGAUACAGUUGGUCAGUCCGGCAUGACACCGACGGCUUUUAGUUUUCUGAUUCCCGUCUUCGUUGUCGCUAUUGUGGCGCCGUUUUUGUGUAUAUUCUGCAUCCGGAAAAGACGGCAAGCCGUCCCUGUUCCAGCGCGUCCACCACCCAAGACGAAGAAGCCGGCACUUAGACGUGCAGAAGCAAGAGAGAAAUUGAACGAAGUCACCGAAGUAGUGAGCCUUUCCGGAACCACAUCUCGACAAAGCCAUGAUGGCGCAGAGAACGACGAGGGGAGAUUGGAAGUGGUAGAGUCGCGCUCGGUUUUAGAACGAGAAUGCGCAAUAUGUCUUUCCACUCUUCACGCUCCCGCCCCACCCGAACCCGCCAAACUUUCCCCAGAAACCCCAAUAACUGAUGAUGCCGCCCUGCCCGCCUCCCUUCCACAAUCCGACUCCCUUGACCCAUCAGCCACAACCACCACUACACCCGAAAAUGAAACCAUCCUCAAGCUCUCCGUCUGCGGUCACGAAUUCCAUGCAGGUUGUUUAGUCUCUUGGUUCGUCUUGCGCAAAACAAGCUGUCCGAUAUGCCGAUCCACGUAUAUGAGCAAGGAAGCCAUGGAGCAGCAUGAUGAGGAAGAAAGGAUAGCUUUAGGCGGAGAUGUGACGCCCGCGGUGUUGGAAGCCGGAACUGCGGUCCAGUCACAGGCAGUGCCAGUAAGCAACUGGCGUUACUUCCUGCAUGGAAGUGGCAUAAGGAGACACCAAGAGACACAGGCACAGGCACAGGCUCAGCCUGCAGUGGAGCUACAGAACCGCACUCCACAGACGGUAGAGCAGCAUGGGGCUGAUGCUGCAGUAACAGCAGAGGCGGCAGUGCAGCAGCCAGAGCAGCCUUCUAGGCCAAGGUGGCGGAGGUUGUUGAGAAUGUGA